Molecule: messenger RNA, 1470 nt
Organism: Exophiala viscosa
Lineage: Eukaryota; Fungi; Ascomycota; Eurotiomycetes; Chaetothyriales; Herpotrichiellaceae
Product: isopenicillin-N N-acyltransferase
Exons: 2
Coding region: 251-1273 (340 amino acids)
Source: RefSeq, a predicted model, not a curated record
GGUCUGUCAAACCUUACUUCAUCGACUACCUAGUUAUUGGAAGGAAAGCCAUCCAUCGACACGCUGGCCCCGAGUUGAGUAACGAGAUAGUAUCGCGAUAUAGUAGAAAAUCCACGCUCAACUCCGCAUUGAGGGGGAAUGCGGAUUGAUAAUAUAGUAUAACCUGACUAUACCUACAACAAAUACUGCGUCUUCAUCAAGCCAUCCUAAGUAUUCAAACCCUCAAACGCACGAGUCCAAUUUAGUCAAGAUGAAGCACGUCAAGUGUUCAGGAACACCUUACGAGAUUGGCCAGCAGCACGGCCAAACUGCCAAAACCGAGGUUUACGGCAGCAUCGCAUUUUAUGAGGCCUUCUUCAAAGAGAGAACCAACCUUUCGUGGUCGCAAGUCCAGGAUGUAUCGCGCGCGUUUCUCCCAUUCCUGGACUCAACGUAUCCGGAAUAUGUUGAGGAAAUGAAAGGCGUGGCUGAUGGCGCUGGGGUCGAUCUCGAUUCAAUCGUCGCGCUCAAUGUUCGCACUGAAAUCGCGUACGGCAUGUUGAGCGACGGCUGUACUGCUUUUACCUGGAAAACGUCAGACCAAAGCUUCAUCGGCCAAAAUUGGGACUGGCGCAUUGAGCAGACUCCCAAUAUAAUAUCUCUCGCCAUUCAGCAGCCUUCCAAGCCAACGAUAACUAUGAUGACUGAAGGUGGUAUCAUUGGCAAGAUCGGUCUCAACUCCGCCGGUGUUGGUGUCACUCUUAAUGCAAUUUCAGCACCGGGCGUGAUUUAUAACAAGCUUCCAGUCCAUCUGGCUCUGCGAACAGUUCUCAACAGUACUUCGCGCGAAGAAGCAACCAGCUCUUUGCGAAAGUCCGGCAUCGCGGCGGCCGGACACAUCACCAUUGCCGACGCAGCCACAGGCGCUGUCGGUUUGGAAUGCACUGCCCUAGACAUUGUGGAGAUGCCCAUGGAUAACAAGGGUACAUGUACUCACUCAAACCAUCUUGUCAACCAGCACAAAGUGAAAGAGAAUUCGAUAUUGACUGACUCUCCAUUCCGCCUCGAUCGUGUCCAGGAGCUGAUCAAAGGCAUUGAGGAACCGACGAUACAGAAUCUGAGUGAAAUGUUGAAAGAUGAGAAGAACUAUCCGGCCGCCAUCUGUCGAGCUGUGGGUGAGAAGAGUACGAUAGCUACCUUGUUUUCAAUCAUCAUGGACUUGAAGGCUGGUGUUGCGAAGGUCAAAAUCGGUCGGCCAAACGAAGACGGAGAAGUAUUCGAAUUGAGACCGUAGAUAGGCUUCAUUUUUUGGACAUUUUGAUUGUGCUGCACUGGAAGAUAUCCCGACUCGACUUGAUGCCGAUGUGAUUGUUUUCACCCUUCUACCUUAUGUACAACUCGCAACUCGAAGUAGUCAUGACCCAUAAUCGUCUAAUGCGCUUCCUUCCCGGAGAUCUUGUUUGCUUUGUCUUCUUGCUCAAUCUGUUGCAA